CAAAACCAAUACUGUUUUAAUUUCCGCGUAACCUUUUCCUCCUCCACCUCCCUCUUCUUCUUCUUCUUCUUCUUCUUCUUCUUCUUCUUCUUCUUCUUCUUCAUCCCAAUCCAUUUUUUGUUUUUUUAAUUUUGAAUUUUUCUUCUUCUUCUUCUUCUUCUUCUUCUUCUUAUUAUUAUUAUUAUUAUUAUUAUAUCUCACAACAAAGCUUAGAUCAUCACUGUGACUCAGUCAAUCUUACAUUUGACUCAGUUUCCUCAUCCUUCUUCUUCUCUUUCUUUCUCAGCCAUCAAUUUUCACCCCCUCCAUUUCCUCCUCCUUCUUAUGCUCUUCUUUUUCCCCUUUGCCAAACCCUCACAUUGAGGAAGCCCCAGAUUCCGAGGCCAUCCCAAUGUCCUCUGCAGAUUUCUUCUUCUUUUUUCAUUCUAAUCUUUUCUUCUGCGGAUUUUGAUUUUGGGUUCUUUUUUUUUUCCUCUUCUUUUGUGGAUGCGGAAUUUGGGGCACAUUAUAAUCGGGUGUUUUUUUUCUUUCUUUUUUUGAGUUUUCUCAAACCCUAGCGUUUUCAAUUUGCUUCCGACUCUUUGUGGGUGUUGACGAUUGUUAUUUGGAUUUCGAGGCUUCGAAAGAGGAUUUUGAGCCUUUGGGAACCAACCCUUUUGGGAGAAACGUCGGCUAUUGUUUCAUUUCAAUCACAGGGUUGGGUUGUUCUCUGUUUUUGGUUAAAUCCAGAUGCGAGGAAGGUCCGGGGAUUUUGAAAGUGAAUCCUGAUUUUCUUGGAUUACUGUUUUUUUCAAUGCAAUGGAACGGCCAUUGACCACAUUGAUCUUCGUGAUUUCGGGGUUUGCUUUCAGUGUUUUGUCGCUUCUUGUCGAGUCUCAGACUCCAGAUGAAGCCAAUCCCACUCUCUCGCCGCCGAUGCCUUCUCCACCGCCUCCCUCUCCCUCUCCACCACCACCACCGUUGCCACCACCUCCCCCACCACCCCCGCCUCCGCCCCGAAUCAUCUCACCGCCUCCAUCGCCAUCUCCACCCCCAUUUUCCCCAUCGCCUCCUCCGCCGCCGCAUCGCCAUCGUCGUAGUCCACCGCCCCCUCUUGCAUCAUCCAUGGAGAGAAAGAAAAAACGACCACCAGUCCCUCCGAAAAACAUUAAUACUAAUCAAGCGUCGAAGCGAAGUCUCAAUAAGGGGAAGAAAGUUGGGCUGUUCUUUGUAGGUAUUGCCGCAGUCCUCCAAAUCUGUGUGGUGGGUUUUUUGGUAUUCAAGAGACGGCAGCUUCUAAGAGUCAAGGAUCGAUAUGAAGGAUUUUCAUGAAGCCAUUGGCAUCUGUUUCCUUCAUCUUACAACAGAGCCGAGGACUGUAGAAGUAUUCUUGAGGAUGUGGCGGCCAUUGAGCUAACUGGAUUGUGUCACCUGCUCCAGAAAAAGCCAACAAUUUGGGUAAAUUUUCGAUUCUUGGAUUGAGAAGAUUAACAAAGCUUGUUCUUGAGAUUAUAAGAGGCUGCACAUCAGGUGAUAAACUGAACAGGCAGCGGGCGGAUAGGAAGGACGAACAUUCUUCUCUAGGGCUUUCCUCAGGUGUUGUGUAAAAAUGGGUACAUGAUAUUUGAUUGAGCUUUUUCUCCAUGUGAUUUUUCAAUUCUUGUUCAUUCUUUUGUCCAAUUCUGAUUAUACAGUUUAUUAAUUCAAACCAGAAGAAAUCGUCUUAAAAUA
Molecule: messenger RNA, 1710 nt
Organism: Cucumis melo (muskmelon)
Lineage: Eukaryota; Viridiplantae; Streptophyta; Magnoliopsida; Cucurbitales; Cucurbitaceae
Product: leucine-rich repeat extensin-like protein 3
Exons: 1
Coding region: 799-1311 (170 amino acids)
Source: RefSeq, a predicted model, not a curated record